Messenger RNA from Gekko japonicus, 1165 nucleotides. RefSeq names its product BRF1, RNA polymerase III transcription initiation factor 90 kDa subunit (gene BRF1). NCBI's taxonomy places the organism in Eukaryota, Metazoa, Chordata, Lepidosauria, Squamata, Gekkonidae. The transcript is spliced from 3 exons. The annotation marks the transcript as partial. The record is from RefSeq and is a predicted model, not a curated record.
GUUGCGACCCUUGAUUUCGACACAGCUAGCAAAAAAGGCCGCAACCGAAGAGGCGAUCUUUCCAAAGACGCAGGCGGAGGCCGGGCCAGAGGUCGAAAAGACUGCAGGCGUCCUGGUAGAGACUGGGCCCGUCUCUUACAACCACGAGGAGGAAGUUGAAGAAGAGGAUGUUGAAGAAGAGGAGGACCAUUGUGUGAGCGCCCUUCAGUUAAUGGGAGGAAAUGAUUACGGCUGUGACGUGGAGGAAGAGGAUGGGUACUAACCCUUUCUGCCUCCUGAACGACGGACAGAUCGGUGGAAGGAGCCCCCUCCGGGAAUGCCAGCGAACCCUCCGGGCUUCUAAGCGGACGUUCUUUAACUAUGAGAUGGAUUCUGGAUCCAUCGCCUAGCCCUGGGAAUCCGGGUUUAGAAUACUUGAAAUACUUUGAGACCGUGCACCGAGGAUGGGAUGAGCCAGGGCAUCAGUCCCACAGGAGAAGAGCCGCACGGUCGGCACAGUGUGGCACGGGUGGGCAGCCCUGGCACACGGCGCUUUAAAAACACAGCUGAAGAAGAGGGGCAAAGUCUGCAGCUCUCUCUCCGGGCAGGAAAGUGCUUCCCAAGGAUAUUCCACCACAGCGGGCCUGACCCUGCCACCGUGUUCUGUGUUUCUCUCCUGUAAACUACUCUCAAAACAAAAUCAGGGAUGUUUCGUAGUAUGGCAAGGCAGUUCCCCUUAGAAAGGGGGGUUCCCAAACUGAGCGCGUUUUUUCCAUUCUUCCAGUUCCAUGUGAGGAUUAGAGCUCCGGCCUGGUAUAGGACAGCAGUGGAAUGUUGUAAUAGCAGGAUUGUUUCUUUUGUAAGAUCAGGUGCUCUAGGAGAGCAGACACACACACCCACACCCCGGGGAGGGGCACAGCAGCAUUGGCCGAGGGUGCAGGGAGUCCAUAAGACCAACUGCAAGAGAGCGAAGCGAGACCCUUUUCUUCACUCCCUUUUUGACAGAUAUCAGGUUAGGAGGGGUCAACGUGGCCUCCCUCUGCUGCCUACUGUAGAUCAUCUCAUAAAUUCCUGCGUCCCCCCAAAGGAGAUUGCUUGCUGGCGGUCGUACUUGACUUUCUUGGACUUCGGGAUCAUCUUCAGUAUUAUUAUUUUAUAGGACGUAAGGUGGAAUUUUAUUUUAUUU